Molecule: messenger RNA, 999 nt
Organism: Macrosiphum euphorbiae (potato aphid)
Lineage: Eukaryota; Metazoa; Arthropoda; Insecta; Hemiptera; Aphididae
Source: the annotation of a GenBank genome assembly
AUGGCUGACAAUCAAUCUUCUGACAUGGAAGUAGACGACAAUGAGAGUACAAUAGUAUCUUCGUCAAGUGCAAGUACACCUGUAUUACCACGACUUAGAGUACUGUCUCUCUUUAACGGAAUUGGCACAGGGUAUCGUGCAUUGUUGAAGUUAAAGUUUGAUAUUGAAGUAUUUUAUGCAAGUGAAAUAGAUGAAGAUGCAUUAAUGUUAACUAAAUAUUAUUUUUCCGAGACCAUUACACAAUUGGGUUCGGUUUCUGAAAUAACCACCAAUGUGUUGGACCAAAUCAUACCUAUAAAUCUGCUUUUUGGUGGUUCACCUUCCUCCGACCUAUCUGAAGACAAUAAUAAAAAAAAAGGACUUUUCGAUCCCACAGGAACUGGUAUAUUAUUCUUUGAUUAUUACCGUAUAUGGAACUAUCUAAGUCUAAAAGCUGCUAGAGAAAAGACUCCUUUUUAUUGGUUUUACGAAAAUUUGGCAAGCAUGGAUAUUGAAAAUAAAGACAUAAUUUCAGAGUAUUUAGAAUGUCAACCAAUUGUUCUUGAUUCAUUUCACUUCAACCCACAGCGACGUAAAAGAUAUAUCUGGUCGAACUUCCCAAGGAUAACAAUGUUGCCUGAUAUCCAGAAGCUGAAGUAUGUUAAUAAUGCACCAAAACUGGACGAUAAUUUAGAAAAGAAUUUAGACAGACAGGCCAAUGUAGAAUGUGUUGGAACCAUCACUUCAAAAAGAAGUUGCUUACAAGAUAACAAGUCUGGAGAUCCCGUAUGUCAAGAUGGACAAUACACAAGCUUAUUUAUAACAGAGAUUGAAGAGAUAUUUGGUUUGCCACAACAUUUCACUGAUGUUGCCGACUUGUCAAUAUCAACUCGCCAAAAACUUCUGAGGAGAGCUUUUAGUGGGCAAGUAAUUGUAGAUGUACUAGAUUUGUUAUCAGGCAAAUUUGCCAAAAAAAAAAGUGAGGAAAAGAGUGAGGAAGAGAGUGAUUUGUCACAAUAA